Molecule: messenger RNA, 2474 nt
Organism: Thrips palmi
Lineage: Eukaryota; Metazoa; Arthropoda; Insecta; Thysanoptera; Thripidae
Exons: 11
Coding region: 1-2439 (812 amino acids)
Biological process (GO): mitophagy by internal vacuole formation; mitochondrial protein catabolic process
Cellular component (GO): mitochondrial outer membrane
Source: RefSeq, a predicted model, not a curated record
AUGCAGCGCUACUACGCGCAGUCGCUGCGCCGCUCGCCGGCCAUGCCGCUGUCCGGGGCGCCGCUGUCCUUGGUGCCCGUGCAGAUGCCCGUGGCGCCGCGCGCCAUGCUGGUGCUGCCGCCGCCGCUCGUGGACUCGUGCCCGGCGGACAAGUCGUCGCGCUCCUCGACGUGGACGUCGUACCAGGGCUCGGCCAAGACCUUCUCCUCCGAGCUGGAGCGCGGCGAGCGCAUCAAACCCGAGCGCGCCAACCGGCGCAACGCCGUGCAGAAGAUGCAGUGGCGCAGCUCGCGGUGGGUGACGGGCUUCGCGGCCGGCGAGUACCUCGGCGGCCCCGAGGACGCCGACCUGGACCACCGCAUCUCCUCCAUGACCAUCGCCGACGUGUCGCCGCGCUUCGCCGUCAAGCGCAUCCUGCUGCUGUACGAGAACCAGCAGUACCGCGAGGCCGCCAACUUCAUCAACCGCCUCAGCCACGGCACCUUCAAGGUGAUCGUCAACGACCUGCCCAUCGACCUGUUCGUGGAGUCCAUGCCCGCCUCCUUGUCCAUCCUGGAGGCGCUGUACGCCAAGGUGUUCCUGUCGGACGGCCUGGACUUCUCGCUCAAGCUGCUGCGGCCCGACGCCGUGGUCAUGCAGAUGGUGCGCCUGUUCGCCGGCAGCGACGCCAACAACUCGUGGCAGCUGUGCGGGCCCUUCGUCACGUCCUGCAAGAAGCUGCUCAAGGUGAUCGUGCUGUCCGAGCCCAAGAUCCGCAAGAUGCUGCAGGCGCGGCGGCGGGCGCUGGACAAGGCCAUCGAGGGCCUGGGCCAGCACGGUCUGGUGGGCACGUCGGACGAGACGCUCAUGAACCUCCACGACGCCCUCAAGGUGGAGUUCUCGCGCGUCGUGGAGGCCUACAAGGGCGCCAUGCAGAAGCUCGAGGACCUGAGCCUGGCCGGGCAGAGCGCGCCGGCCCAGCGCGGCAUCGGCAGAGGGCCCGCCCCCGUGCAGGCCUCGCACCAGCGGCAGCUGUCCCUGCGCCAGCCGGAGAUCCAGGAGCGCCUGAUCAAGAACAAGACGCUGCUGAACGUGGUGGAGCCCACGAUGGGCAACCACUCCCUGGACAUCCUGCUGGGCAUCCUGCAGCGCCGCAUCGAGUGCGACAAGGACGCGCUGUUCCAGUUCACGCAGCUCAAGAAGGAGGUGCGGUCCGGCGUCACCGCCAACGACAUCGUGGCGCCCGUGCUGAUGCGCUUCAGCCACGGCUGCGACCAGGUGCUGGAGCUGAUGAAGGAGGUGACGGAGGACGACGAGGACUCGAGCGACAUCUCGGGCUACCACUCGGACUCGGACUCGGCCAUCAUGAUGUCGGGCAACUCGCCGUACGUCAGCAAGCGCGCCAGAUACAACUUCCUCACGCGCUCAGUGCGCUCCUCCAGCAAGUGCUCGCGCCUCAGCGUGCUGGGCGGCGCGCUCGGCCCGCUCGGCCCCAAGCUGUCCACGUCCUCGGGCGUGUCCUCGGGGCUGUCCUCCGGCGGCAGCGUCCCCGACUCCAACGAGUGCGCCGAGUGCAACGCCAAGGGCGUGGGCUCCGGGUCGUCCAGCGAGGAGGCGGCGUCCUCGUCGCCCACGCCGCCGGCGCCGUCCUCUAGCGGGCCGCAGCGCCUGCGCCACCUCAAGCACAAGAAGGAGCUGCUCAAGGCCAACUCCGUGCCCGGCCUGCGCGCCGAGGUGGACACGCUGCGCUCCGAGCUGGCCCUCGCCAAGACCCGCCUCACCGCGGCGGAAGAGUCCGAGAACAGACCUAGCGCGGCCCCCGCGGCCGGCGAGUGCGAGCUCGGCGCCGACCGGCUCGUGGCCUGCUACGCCAACCUGUACUCGCAGGCGCGCGUCGACACCCUGGACGCCCUGGACGCGCUGCCCGCGCUCCGGGACGCCACCGAACUUAAGUCUAAGAUCUUGUUUUCUGUCGUCGUGCUCGCCUUCCGGUCGGCCCAGAGCCUGCUGGCGCUCAAGAAGGAGCACAUCCGGCGCAUCCUCCACCUGCCGACGCCGGCCGCCGACCAGAGCGACGCCGCCCCCGCGACCACCGCCGCCCAGGAGCUGGAGCAGCACGUGUCGACGUACCUGCGCCGGACCGUGGACUCGUUCGACCUCACCAAGAGCAUCGACGAAGUUUGCAGUCAAAUUUGGGCCACGCUGUACGACUACCCCAGCCUCAAGACGUGCGGCGGCCUCCUGCAGUACGUGCGGGACUCCGUCCGCCUGGCGUGGGCCCUCGUCAAUCAGACGCCGACCUACGUGCUCGAGUACGAGCAGCGCCUGUUCCGCCGCGACGUGCACGUGCGCUUCCACUCGUCCGACCCCGACAGCGAGGCCAUCCGCACGUACCUGUGGCCCGCCCUGCUGGAGGGCGCCGGCGGGCCGUGCGUGCACAAGGCCGUCGUGCUCACCUAGACGAGCACCCCGCCGGGCGCGCGCGCGGACCUGGA